This is a messenger RNA of Macrosiphum euphorbiae (potato aphid), 996 nucleotides long. Lineage: Eukaryota; Metazoa; Arthropoda; Insecta; Hemiptera; Aphididae. The record is from the annotation of a GenBank genome assembly.
AUGGAAUCCACUGAAGAAAAAAUCACUCGGCUAGAAACGACAAUACGAACAAUGACAGACGAUAUAGCUACGAUGAAAGAAAAUUUCAACACACGCAUCGAAGCACUACAUCAACUAAUAAAUGACUACGACACAAAAACAGUAGUAAACGUUGAAAAAUUGAACAAAGAUUUGAGCAACAUAGCAAACAAACAAACACUAAUGGACACCACGGUGACAACCAGAUCAAACACAGUAGAGUUGCCCAUGCCAACGUUCGCAGGGAACGAGCAAACCGACCACCCGAAAAGAUUCUUGAGAAACUUAAACACAUACUUAAUACAUAAAAAAAUAGCUGAAGACGACAAAAUGAUCGUGAUCGAAAAUUGCCUAAAAGGAAAGGCAGCAAAGUGGUUUACAAUGGUAAAAGACGCAACUUGCAACAUCGAAAACUUCAAAGACCUUUUCUUAAAAAACUUCUUCUCUGAAAACAAACAGUGGAGCAUUUUUAUAAAAUGCACGGAAGCUGGAAAAGCAACAACAAAAGGCAACUACCAAGAACAUUUUCACAAAUGGAUGGAUGAAUUAAAAUACCUUGACUCACCAAAAAUCGCAGAAGAACAAGCAAUAAAUCUAGUCAUUAAACAUUUCCCGAUAGCAAUACAAGCAUACAUACAAAACACAGAAAAAACGUUUUUAAAAAUUUGGGAGAAAUUGGGAGAAAUUGACGAAAAAGAUCAACAAGUCGAUCCAAACCCAAAACAAAAAACAACUUACACAUAUCACCAAAGUAGAAACACAAAUCAAACACCCCACACACAAUCAUACGGAAGACAGCACUUCCAAAACGACAGAAAAAACGCGGAGAAAACGGUGAAUCAAAUUACAAUAGUUCAAGACCAGGCAAAAAACAGCGAAGAAGAAACCGAUGAUGAAAUGCCAAAAAACUGGACACGGGAGACGGGGAAGGAUCACCCACCGUCAUUGAAUCCCACAGAUCCAGAAUACACAGAAUAA